AUGGCGGAGGCAAGCCGGCCACCUCUGGCCCCCUCCGCUCACUCUGGAUCAUCGACACCGGCUCGCAGCCACCGUAGUUUGUCCAUUCCAAGGCCAUUCAACCCCUCAAGAAUCCAGUCUCAGGGCUCUUCCGUCGUGGGCUUCACCACUGAUGAUCUUCCCUUCGGCCAACGUACACCUGGAUCCAAUGGCCACCGCUCAUGGCAGUCUCGCGGCGGCGAGUCUGCGGCAUCCUUCGUAUCAUCCGUCCAGCAAGAGGAGGCCAAGCUCAGAUGGGACUCAGAUGCAGAGCUCAAGGUGGUUUCGAAGUCUCUGCUGAGGUUCCAGAAGUGGUGCCUUCUCAUCGGUUUGCUCUGCAUCAAUGCCGCGCUCAUUUACAUCUCGUUCACCUAUCAUGUCGCCCACUACUUCUUCAUCGUCCUGCUCAGCUCCAACACGGUGCUCCAAUUCAUCAUGAUCGUCUUCAUUGUCGGCCACCUCCUCUUCAAAACCAUCUUUUGGUGCUUCCGCCGCAAAGAAAAGGUCCCGGAGACCCCGGAGCGCAUGGUCAUGCUUCUGCCAUGCUACAAUGAAACGUACGAAGAGCUCACUCGCUCGCUCGACUCCCUGGUAGCGCAGAAGAACAUUGACGAACACCCGCGCAUGAUUUUCAUCGUUGUCGACGGCAACGUCAAGGGCCCUGGUAUGGAGAAGACCACCCAAGAGUACCUCCUGCAGGACAUCCUCGAGCCUGGCCCAACGCGCUUCUUUGAGAACGGAUACCGCGCUCGCGAUGGUCUCUUCAUGCCCACAAAGAUUCAGACCGGUUACUACAAGGGACUGCCCUACCUCUUCGUUGGUAAGCGGUACAACCAGGGCAAGCGCGACAGCUUGUGCUUUGCCCGUUCGUUCCUGUACCAUUUCCACAAGCGCUCCGUCAACGUCAUGACCAUGUUCAACAACGACCUCUUCGAGCAUGUCGGCAACGCCUUCGUCGUCCAGGGCCUGGAAAACAUUGAGUAUCUCGUUGGCAUGGACGCCGAUACCGUCUUUGAUGAAUACUGCAUCUGGGAGAUGUUGAGGGAGAUCCGCAAGAACCCCAAACUUGUCGGUGUCUGUGGCCACGUCUGUGUUGACUAUGACGGCAAGAACUGGGGUCUCUGGUCGCUGUACCAGUCCGUCGAGUACUCCCAAACUCAAGGUCUCCGCCGCAUGUUCCAGUCGCGCAUCACCGGCAAGGUCAACUGUCUUCCUGGAUGCUGUCAGCUUAUCAAGAUUGACGAGGCUACCUUUGGUGAUGAGGUCCUUCGCCAGCGCUUCGGAUACUGCCCCAAGCCCAACGACCUGAUGACCCAGCACAUCAUGGGCAAUUACUCGGAAGACUCCAUCCACGCCAGUAUCAUCUUCUCCUUGUUCCCCCAGCGCCAGACCGCUCAGGCUCUUCGCGCCAAGGCCUUCACGAUUGUGCCCCAGAACUGGAAUGUCUUCCUGUCUCAGCGCAAGCGUUGGGCCCUGGGAUCCAUCUCCAACGAGUUCGUCAUGAUCUUCCGCCCUGGUAUCAUCCCCAUCGAGCGUCUCCAGUCGAUCAUCGCCGUCUGCACCUGGUUCAUCACCCCAUUCAUCAUGGCCGCCGUCAUCGCCCUGAUCAUCAUCCUCAUCCGUCGUGGUGACGAGCUCGUCCGUGAUCCAGUAUUCAUGGCGCUUUUCUCUCUGCUGCUCCUCCGAUACAUCUACUCCUUCUGCAUCGGUUUCUGGCUGCCAAGAAACAUGCUCGAGCGCAUGCAGUAUUUCGUCGGGUACUUCUUCCACCUUUGCACCUCACCCUUCCUCAACAUGAUCAUCCUCGGCUACUCCCUCGUCUACUCGGACGACUUCAAGUGGGGCAAGACUCGCGAGGUCAUCAAGGGCGACGACGAAAAGACGGACGCCGAGGGCGGUCGCGGCACUCAUUAA
This is a messenger RNA of Colletotrichum siamense, 1932 nucleotides long. RefSeq names its product Chitin synthase 8 (gene CHS8-1). Gene Ontology annotation, cellular component: cell periphery; cell septum. The coding region runs from base 1 to 1932 and encodes 643 amino acids. The record is from RefSeq and is a predicted model, not a curated record. Gene Ontology annotation, molecular function: chitin synthase activity. Lineage: Eukaryota; Fungi; Ascomycota; Sordariomycetes; Glomerellales; Glomerellaceae. The transcript is spliced from 3 exons.